Molecule: messenger RNA, 3974 nt
Organism: Pongo pygmaeus (Bornean orangutan)
Lineage: Eukaryota; Metazoa; Chordata; Mammalia; Primates; Hominidae
Gene: SMPD4
Product: sphingomyelin phosphodiesterase 4
Exons: 21
Coding region: 244-2823 (859 amino acids)
Biological process (GO): glycerophospholipid catabolic process; sphingomyelin catabolic process; ceramide biosynthetic process
Molecular function (GO): sphingomyelin phosphodiesterase D activity
Source: RefSeq, a predicted model, not a curated record
GCCCUGGGGGCUUCCCCGAGCCCCUGCGGAGGCCAUCUCCGUUCCUCCGCGAGCCCCAGGACUCCGGCCGGCCCGGCGGCUCUGCCCAGGCCGGGCAGGCUGGGGACUGGAGGGCCCCGGUUGAGUCUUCUUGCCACCCCUCUGGGCCAUGCCUUUGUGCCACCUUCCCGCGCGGCUCGUACAUUCAGUUCCGGUCCGUGGUUUGCUAAGAAGGCCAUUUUCAACUCUCCACUGGAGGCUGCUAUGGCGUUCCCUCACCUGCAGCAGCCCAGCUUUCUACUGGCUAGCCUGAAAGCUGACUCUAUAAAUAAGCCCUUUGCACAGCAGUGCCAAGACUUGGUUAAAGUCAUUGAGGAUUUUCCAGCAAAGGAGCUGCACACCAUCUUCCCAUGGCUGGUAGAGAGCAUUUUCGGCAGCCUAGAUGGUGUCCUCGCUGGCUGGAACCUCCGCUGCUUACAGGGGCGCGUGAAUCCCGUGGAGUACAGCAUCGUGAUGGAAUUUCUCGACCCUGGUGGCCCAAUGAUGAAGUUGGUUUAUAAGCUUCAAGCUGAAGACUAUAAGUUUGACUUUCCUGUCUCCUAUCUGCCUGGUCCUGUGAAGGCGUCCAUCCAGGAGUGCAUCCUCCCUGACAGUCCUCUGUACCACAACAAGGUCCAGUUCACCCCCACUGGGGGCCUUGGUCUGAACCUGGCCCUGAAUCCGUUCGAGUAUUACAUAUUCUUCUUUGCCUUGAGCCUCAUCACUCAGAAGCCACUCCCUGUGUCCCUCCACGUCCGUACUUCAGACUGUGCCUAUUUCAUCUUGGUGGACAGGUACCUGUCAUGGUUCCUGCCCACUGAAGGCAGUGUGCCCCCGCCACUCUCCUCCAGCCCAGGGGGGACCAGCCCCUCACCACCUCCCAGAGAUAUGGGGAUGCCUUGCUGUGUUGCCCAGGCUGGUCUUGAACUCCUGGCCUCAGCAGUCUUCUGCCUCAGCUUCCCAAGUAGCUGGAAUUACAGGACACCAGCCAUGCCCUUUGCUUCCUAUGGCCUCCACCACACUAGCCUCCUGAAGCGACACAUCUCUCAUCAGACGUCUGUGAAUGCAGACCCCGCCUCCCACGAGAUCUGGAGGUCAGAAACUCUGCUCCAGGUUUUUGUUGAAAUGUGGCUUCAUCACUAUUCCUUGGAGAUGUAUCAAAAAAUGCAGUCCCCUCACGCCAAGCUGGAGGUUCUGCACUACCGACUCAGUGUCUCCAGCGCCCUCUACAGCCCCGCCCAACCCAGCCUCCAGGCCCUCCACGCCUACCAAGAGUCGUUCACGCCUACUGAGGAGCAUGUGUUGGUGGUGCGCCUGCUGCUGAAGCACCUGCACGCCUUUGCCAACAGCCUGAAGCCAGAGCAGGCCUCACCCUCCGCCCACUCCCACGCCACCAGCCCCCUGGAGGAGUUCAAACGGGCCGCUGUCCCGAGGUUCGUCCAGCAGAAACUCUACCUCUUCUUGCAGCAUUGCUUUGGCCACUGGCCCCUGGACGCAUCGUUCAGAGCUGUCCUGGAGAUGUGGCUGAGCUACCUGCAGCCGUGGCGGUACGCGCCUGACAAGCAGGCUCCGGGCAGCGACUCCCAGCCCCGGUGUGUGUCGGAGAAAUGGGCGCCCUUUGUCCAGGAGAACCUGCUGAUGUACACCAAGUUGUUUGUGGGCUUCCUGAACCGUGCGCUCCGCACAGACCUGGUCAGCCCCAAGCAUGCGCUCAUGGUGUUCCGAGUGGCCAAAGUCUUUGCCCAGCCCAACCUAGCUGAGAUGAUUCAGAAAGGUGAGCAGCUAUUCCUGGAGCCAGAGCUGGUCAUCCCCCACCGCCAGCACCGACUCUUCACAGCCCCCACAUUCACUGGGAGCUUCCUGUCACCCUGGCCACCAGCGGUCACUGAUGCCUCCUUCAAGGUGAAGAGCCACGUCUAUAGCCUGGAGGGCCAGGACUGCAAGUACACCCCGAUGUUUGGGCCCGAGGCCCGCACCCUGGUCCUGCGCCUCGCUCAGCUCAUCACACAGGCCAAACACACAGCCAAGUCCAUCUCUGACCAGUGUGCGGAGAGCCCGGCUGGCCACUCCUUCCUCUCGUGGCUGGGCUUCAGCUCCAUGGACACCAAUGGCUCCUACACAGCCAACGACCUGGACGAGAUGGGGCAAGACAGCGUCCGGAAGACAGAUGAAUACCUGGAGAAGGCCCUGGAGUACCUGCGCCAGAUAUUCCGGCUCAGUGAAGCUCAGCUCAGGCAGUUCACACUCGCCUUGGGCACCACCCAGGAUGAGAAUGGAAAAAAGCAGCUCCCCGACUGCAUCGUGGGUGAGGACGGACUCAUCCUUACGCCCCUGGGGCGGUACCAGAUCAUCAAUGGGCUGCGAAGGUUUGAAAUUGAGUACCAGGGGGACCCGGAGCUGCAGCCCAUCCGGAGCUAUGAGAUCGCCAGCUUGGUCCGCACGCUCUUCAGGCUGUCGUCUGCCAUCAACCACAGAUUUGCAGGACAGAUGGCGGCUCUGUGUUCCCGGGAUGACUUCCUCGGCAGCUUCUGUCGCUACCACCUCACAGAACCUGGGCUGGCCAGCAGGCACCUGCUGAGCCCUGUGGGGAGGAGGCAGGUGGCCAGCCACACCCGCGGCCCCAGGCUCAGCCUGCGCUUCCUGGGCAGUUACCGGACGCUGGUCUCACUGCUGCUGGCCUUCUUCGUGGCCUCUCUGUUCUGCGUCGGGCCCCUCCCAUGCACGCUGCUGCUCACCCUGGGCUACGUCCUCUAUGCCUCUGCCAUGACACUGCUGACCGAGCGGGGGAAGCUGCACCAGCCCUGAAGGUGUCAGCUGCUUUCAGAGUAGGCUGGAGGGAUUUGCCACACAGCCCCACCCUUGGGCCUGAGAGGACCUGGGAAGCCCCUCCAGGAGGGAACACGGUCAUCCUCGGGUUUCUGGAGUGGGGUUCCUGCAGCCGCAGAGGCAUCUAGAGGAAACGCAACCAAGAAGGGAAGGCAGGUGGGCCCCAGCAAAGGAGUGGCUACCAGGGCUCAACAGCCACGCUCUGUGACAGCGCAGAGCUCAGCGCCGGCUUUUCCCUCCCUCUGCCAAGGAGUCAUGGCCAAGCCAGCUCUCGGGGCCUUUUUUCCAGUGCCCAUUUGGGUACUCUGCUGCACCAAGCUAGGGAGCCAGCCUGCCAACAGCCCCCUGGGCCUGGCCUCCCCACUGGCUGGCCUUGAGGUGGGCAGAGUGGGUUGUGGCGCCUCCUCUCCCUGUGUGGGACCAGGACGGUGGCUCAAGUCUCCACUCCAGGAAAGAAUCAAAGUUUCUAGAGUUGUGAGAAAACUAGAGAGUGGCUCUCCUGAUUCUUCGCUGUGGGGGGCAUUCUUCAUGUUCUCCCAGCUGUUCCAAGACUGGGCCGUAGAAUUCCAUGUUUCAGGAGCCUAAGACCCUCCCAGAGCCCGGGUGCUUCACCGCCAGACCCCCAGCCAUUGAGCACAUCACCCAAAGCAGUGGCCAACAUCGCGGACCCCUGUGCCUUGUCACAGAUGGGUGCUGGUCCUCAGGCGUUGGGGACACUGCUGGGUCGAUGGGGUCGGAUUCUGCCAGUUUCUGCUCUGCAUCCAAAGAUGGUCAGAAGCAUUCUCACUUCACUAACAUCAAGUGCUCAAAGACAUGGCAACCGUUCAAUGGUACUUAAGUAUUCAAAAUAGACAACUACAGAUUCUCUGACAGAAACCAGCACGGGGUCUUCACCUUCAUUCACCCCACAGACGACACGCGAGGGAGAACAGCAUCUCAGUGGUGAUUUCCAAACCAAGCCUUCGUUUUCAGUGUGGGGUUUUGGGGGUUUGCUUUAAUGUUUUUAAAAUUGUAAAUGUUGGGCUUUGUAUUUUGAUGUAAACUGAGAAUAAUGGCAUUUUAGGGCCUGGGACCAAAAAUCAAGCUUGUAACUCGACCAUGGAUCUGAAUAAACCUGUCCUUGCUUCUGA